This is a messenger RNA of Gongylonema pulchrum, 563 nucleotides long. Lineage: Eukaryota; Metazoa; Nematoda; Chromadorea; Rhabditida; Gongylonematidae. The record is from the annotation of a GenBank genome assembly.
UUGAAAAAACAUCGAUUUUUUAGAGUUCUGAUUUUUGCGGAGAAAAAAAGCGAUGUGGAUAAUAUAUAUGAAUAUUUAUUAGUGAAAGGAGUGGAUGUGGCUUCGCUUCAUGGCGGUAAAGAUCAGAGAGAUCGUCAUACGGGAGUGGAUGCAUUCAGACGCGGUGAAAAAGACGUAUUGGUGGCCACUGAUGUUGCUUCGAAGGGUUUAGAUUUUGAAAAUAUUCGUCACGUUAUCAAUUACGAUAUGCCAGAAGAUAUCGAAAAUUAUGAAGCUGGCCAGGAAUUACCGCUAUUCUUGCGUGAUAUGGGUGGCGCAGAAGUGGCACAGUCAGAUGAUUCGACAAACGCCGAUGAUAAAGGAUGUGCCUAUUGCUCAGGCUUAGGCCAUCGUAUCACCAAUUGCCCAAAGUUGGAAAACGUCCAAACAAAGGUCAGUUUUUCGGACCUAUGUUUGUUCCAUUAUGAUCUCCCGAAUUGUCGGUUUUGGAACCCUCGAUAUUUUUGUGACGCAGUCAGACAGGAAUUGAGCUAUAGUGCGAACCUGCAUUGUCCUGCUUAGCC